Phymastichus coffea is the source of this 1443-nucleotide messenger RNA. RefSeq lists its product as uncharacterized. Lineage: Eukaryota; Metazoa; Arthropoda; Insecta; Hymenoptera; Eulophidae. The transcript has 4 exons. The record is from RefSeq and is a predicted model, not a curated record. The coding region runs from base 90 to 1313 and encodes 407 amino acids.
CUCGAAUAUGGCAGCUCUCGCGCAGAGCAACGUGCGCGUAGUUGGGAGUGAAGUGCAAUUUGCGGUGAGCGUCUAAUUGCUGGCCAGAGAUGACGGAGGUCGCCGAUAAUCGCGAUAACCAUAAUAAUAUAGCUACUGCUGUCAACGGCGAUGGGGAUUUGCUUUCAAGCUCUUCGGAAAUUCCGAGCAGCUCGAUGCUCGAUCGCAAGGAAGUCAGCGCAAAAGCCACGGUCAAUGAGAACGAAGCUAGUCACAUUGGAAAAACAUUGGCGCUGCAAAUCAUUGGAGGUGCCGACAAAGAAAACGCGUCGCACGUCAACGAAUCAGAGGGCCGAGCCGUGAAAGUGAGAAACGUCGAAAAGACUCUGCGCAUAGGAUGGCUCGAGAAGGCUGCCGGAGGCCGCGCCAAGUAUCGCAGAGUGGCAAAGCCUCGCGGCGGCGUGAGGAAGCUGCAGUUAGACGCGACCGCCCGCUACUCGGCCGGCCAGAUAAGACGACUAGCCAUGGAGGCCUUCGAGGCUUCGAGCAACAGCGGGAAUAAUCGCGCGAUAGAGGAGGAGUUCGUGGUGAACCUGGGCGGUUUCGGCGGCCAGCCGAUUUCGGAUUUCAAGCGAAGAGACGGCCAAGUGUGCGACAUAUGGGAGUACUGCAAGGACAGAGGCAAAAGGCUGUACCAGCUGGAUUUGUUCAUGCUGACGUCGCCGGCAGAGGAGGAGCACGAGGAAGCGCGGAGCGAGCGCCGAACGAUCAGCACCCGCAGCAGCGGGCUCCGACCCAGGAUCGCGAACGACGUGCGCGUGCUCUACCUGUACGUGCGCCAAUCCGCCUACACCAACGAGCUGUCCUACAUGGAGUGCGAGAAAGCCGAGCUGCACGGCCGGCUGUUCGAAGACAGCGGCGGCGCCUGCCCGUCCAUCGAGCAUUUCGAGCCGUUCGAGCACGGCUUCUCCAUCUCGAGAAUCGUCAAGAGCGGCCGAGUGCUUCUGCAGCUAGCCGUUGACGACAGCGGCGCCAGAUCCAUCGAGUUCCCAGAGUCGCGCCGCGAGCACGCCGUCCUUCGCGACGUGGACCAGCUGCAAGGACACUGCGACCGCCAAUUCGGCAUCGGCUUCGUGCCCAGCUGCGACUACGCCUGUCGGCCGAUGUUCUCCUGGUACAGGGAUGGCGAGCUCUUCAGGAGCCACGAGUAUUUGUACUGGCUGGACGACGUCAAGGACGAGCAGACGCACGUUUGGAGCUGCACCGUCGUCUGCGCGACCACCGGCCGGCAGAUCCGGUCCAAACGAGUGGCCGUCGAGGCCUCUUGCUGCUGACGUCUCUUCACUGCCCACUGGGCAUUUUACUCAGAUUCAACGAAUUUUUACGCUUUUCCUAGUGAAUUGCAACGCGGUCUUAUUUAUAAAUCUAGCGACUAGAAUUGACGAACGUUGGAGACUUCCAUCG